AUGACUAUAAGAAAGAAUAAUAAUGUUACAUUUGAAGGAAUAGCUGAAAAUCCAAAUAUUGUAGAAGAAGAAGAAAAAAUAUUAACUUACUGGAAAAGUAUUGAUGCUUUUAAUUUAUCAAAUAAAUUAGCUGAAAAGAAAAAGCCAUUUAUAUUUUAUGAUGGACCUCCUUUUGCUACAGGAUUACCACACUAUGGGCAUUUACUAGCUGGGAUUAUAAAAGAUUGUGUUACUAGAUAUCAUUACCAAUGUGGAUAUUCAGUAGAGAGAAAAUUUGGAUGGGAUUGUCAUGGAUUACCAAUUGAAUAUGAAAUUGAAAAAGAAAAUAAUAUCAACAAAAAAGAAGAUAUUUUAAAAAUGGGUAUAGAUGUAUAUAAUGAAAAGUGUAGAAGUAUAGUUUUAAAAUAUUCAAACGAGUGGAUUCAUACAGUGGAACGUAUAGGAAGAUGGAUUGAUUUUAAGAAUGAUUACAAAACCAUGGAUACAACAUUCAUGGAAAGUGUCUGGUGGGUGUUUGGUCAACUUUAUAAAAAAAAUUACAUAUACAAAUCUUUCAAAGUAAUGCCAUAUUCUUGCAAAUGUAACACUCCAAUAUCAAAUUUUGAACUUAAUUUAAAUUAUAAAGACACUCCAGAUCCAAGUAUAAUAGUUAGUUUCACCAUUCUAUCCGAUUUUCCCAAUGUGGAAGAUGAAGAAGAGAAUCUAUCAUUUGAUGAAGCAAAAAAAAAAAAAAAGAUUUAUGAAAAAUUUGCUGCAUUGUGUAGUGAAAAAAAACGUGAAGAAACAAUGAACCAAACAGAUGAACAAGAGGAAAGAGAUUCCACAGACAAUGUAUCAAAUAAUAAUAAAAAUGAAAUUUUAGCGUGGACUACAACACCUUGGACUCUUCCAUCUAACUUGGCCCUAUGUGUGAAUGAGAACUUUAUAUAUCUGAGAAUGAAGCAUAUGAAAUUGAAUCGAGUGGUGAUAGUGGGAGAAUUUCGGCUUGAAUGGAUUUUAAAAGAGCUGAAAUGGAAUAUAGAAGAUUUGCAAAUCCUCAACAGAUUCAAGGGAAAAUAUUUGAAGAACUUAAAGUAUGAACCUCUGUUUAUCCAUUUUUAUGAAAAAUACAACUUCAAAGAACGUGCAUAUAAAAUUUUAGUAGACGAUUUUGUAACAGAUGAUGCAGGUACAGGAAUAGUACAUUGUGCUCCAACAUAUGGAGAAGAUGAUUUUCGAGUAUGUCAAAAGAAUGGAAUUUGUGAUCCUGAGAAUUCUAUUUUUAUUGAUCCAAUAGAUGCAAAUGGAUAUUUUACUAGCCAAAUUAAAGAAGUUGAAAAUAUGUACAUAAAAGAUGCAGAUAAUGUGAUAAAAAAAUAUUUAAAAAACAAAAAUGCAUUACUAAGCAAUAAUACAAUAGUACAUUCAUAUCCAUUCUGUUGGAGAAGUGACACCCCAUUGAUAUACAGAGCAAUUCCAGCAUGGUUUGUUAGGGUACAUAAUUCCACAACAGAAUUAGUAAAAAAUAAUGAAUCGACCUAUUGGAUUCCGCAUCAUAUCAAAGAAAAAAAAUUUCAUAAUUGGAUCAAGGAUGCAAAGGAUUGGUGUAUAAGUAGAAAUAGAUAUUGGGGAACCCCUAUACCUAUAUGGACAGAUGAAAAAAUGGAAUCAAUCAUAUGUGUAGAAAGUAUAGAACAUUUAAAAAAACUGUCUGGGGUAGAAAAUAUAAAAGAUUUACAUAGACAUUUUAUUGAUGAUAUUGAAAUUGAUAAUCCAAAAGGAAAGGAAUAUCCAAAAUUAAAAAGGAUUGCAGAAGUAUUUGAUUGUUGGUUUGAAAGUGGUUCGAUGCCAUAUGCAAAAGUACAUUAUCCGUUCAGUACAGAAGAGGAAGAUUUUGAAAAAAUAUUUCCAGCUGAUUUUAUAGCAGAAGGGUUAGAUCAAACCAGAGGUUGGUUUUAUACACUACUAGUGAUUAGUUCUUUAUUAUUUAAUAAGGCCCCUUUUAAAAAUUUAAUUUGUAAUGGUCUUGUACUUGCUUCAGAUGGAAAAAAAAUGAGUAAAAGAUUAAAAAAUUAUCCUGAUCCAAUGUACAUAUUAAAUAAAUAUGGUGCUGAUAGUUUGAGAUUAUAUUUAAUAAACUCAGUUGCAGUUCGUGCAGAAAAUUUAAAAUUUCAAGAAAAAGGUGUAAAUGAAAUUGUCAAAAGUUUUAUUCUUCCAUACUAUCAUAGCUUUCGAUUUUUUACACAAGAAGUUCUUAGAUUCGAAACUAUGAAUAAUAAAAAAUUCAUUUUUGAAGAAAAAUGGAUUUAUAAUAAUGAAAAUAUUAUGGAUAAGUGGAUUUUUUCAUGUAUUCAAAAUUUGACUAAAGUUGUUCAUUUAGAAAUGAAGGUCUACAAGUUGUAUAAUGUUCUUCCAAAACUUUUACAGUUCAUUGAAAAUUUAACAAAUUGGUACAUAAGACUUAAUAGAGACCGAAUGAGAGGAACCAUGGGUGAAGAAAAUGCCAUGCAAUCUCUCAGCACAACAUAUAAGACAUUGUAUUUGUUUACUAUCCUUAUGGCACCCUUUACUCCAUACAUUACUGAAUAUAUUUAUCAAUUAUUGAAGGGAGUAGCAAUGGAUUCUGUUACACAGCCUAGUAGUAGUAGUAUUAGUGUUGAAGCUGAACCAGAUGGAAAUAGCGACAAUGUUACAGUGAAACAAAAUUUGGAUUACAAAGGAGUAGUGGAAGAAGAACGAAAUAUGAGCGUGCACUUUCAAUUUCUGCCACAAGUAGAUGAAAAUUACACAAUCGAUUAUGAAAUUAUUGAACUGAUCGAAAAAAUGAAAUCCAUCAUCUUGUUGGGAAGAAUUCUAAGAGAAAGAAGGAAGGUGCCAAUUAAAAAACCUCUUAGAAGUGUAAAAAUUUUGCACCAAAAUGUAGAUUUCUUUACAAAUUUUGAAAAAAUAUGGCAUUAUAUAAAAGAAGAAUUAAACGUAUUACAUAUUGAAUAUUCAAAUGACACGAGUUGCAUAAACUUCACAGCAGUUCCAAAUUAUAAAAAUCUUGGAAUAAAAUUAGGAGGAAAUUUGAAAAAUAUACAAAACCAUAUAAAAAAUAUGGAUUCACAAUCUAUUGAAAAAUAUAAAAAAGAAAACAAAAUCAUUUUAGAUGGAAUUCUCCUAGAGGGAGAUGACAUUAUCAUCCAAAUGAAACCAACCCUGAAAGACAACAAUACAGAAAUUAUUAGCAGCGAAUCUGUAACUGUUCUUAUGGAUUUCACAGCAGAUCAACAACUUGAAGACAUGGCAAAUGCUAGAGAACUAUGUAAUCAUAUUCAAAAAAUGAGAAAAAAUCUAUCCCUAAAUCAAAAUUCCCCUGUACAAAUGCAUGUUUUCAUUUCAGAUCAACGUUUGAGAAACAGCAUGCUUAGUGAGUUGCCAUACAUCCACAAAUGUCUUCGUCGUCAACUUAACAUCCUUACCUCCCAUGACCAUUAUGAGAAGCUCGAGGGAAAGAUGCACCAAGAGUGUAUAAGUCUUGCUGGUAACAACGAGGUCAGCAUUGUUUUUACAAAAAAUUAG
This is a messenger RNA of Plasmodium gonderi, 3543 nucleotides long. Its product is annotated as isoleucine--tRNA ligase. Gene Ontology annotation, molecular function: isoleucine-tRNA ligase activity; ATP binding; tRNA binding. The record is from RefSeq and is a predicted model, not a curated record. NCBI's taxonomy places the organism in Eukaryota, Apicomplexa, Aconoidasida, Haemosporida, Plasmodiidae. The coding region runs from base 1 to 3543 and encodes 1180 amino acids. Gene Ontology annotation, biological process: isoleucyl-tRNA aminoacylation. The transcript has a single exon.